AUGGCCGAAUUGGAGGAAAAAGAAUGUUCGGCAGUACUGGAUAAGGGGUGCCCCAGGAAGAAGGGUGACCCCGGUGCAUUUAUAGUACCAUGUGCGGUAAAAGAUCUUACCUUUGAUAAUGCACUUGUCGACCUAGGUAGUUCGAUAAAUGUUAUGCCUUCCUUUAUGUUUGAUAGACUGAUCAUGCCACCAUUGACUCCUACUGGUAUGACCUUCCGACUAGCCGAUGGAUCCAUUCGUUAUCCGAAGGGCAUCGUGGAGGAUGUACUAGUAAGAAUCAAGGACUUUAUAAUCCCAGUUGAUUUUGUAGUGCUAGACGUGGGACAUGACAAUUUGGACGUGCCGCUAAUCUUCGAAAGACCAUUUUUGGCAACCUGUCGAGCUAUUAUAGACGUAGGGAUGGGCAAGCUCACAUUGCGCGUCGAAAAUGAGGAAGCCAAAUUUGGCAUGACUACGGAUGAAACCCACGAACAUGAAAGGAAAGAAUAA
Messenger RNA from Ipomoea nil (Japanese morning glory), 489 nucleotides. RefSeq lists its product as uncharacterized. NCBI's taxonomy places the organism in Eukaryota, Viridiplantae, Streptophyta, Magnoliopsida, Solanales, Convolvulaceae. The transcript has 2 exons. The coding region runs from base 1 to 489 and encodes 162 amino acids. The record is from RefSeq and is a predicted model, not a curated record.